Messenger RNA from Dioscorea cayenensis subsp. rotundata (Guinea yam), 1285 nucleotides. RefSeq lists its product as uncharacterized. Bases 353 to 1039 code for a protein of 228 amino acids. The record is from RefSeq and is a predicted model, not a curated record. The transcript has 7 exons. Gene Ontology annotation, molecular function: protein binding. Lineage: Eukaryota; Viridiplantae; Streptophyta; Magnoliopsida; Dioscoreales; Dioscoreaceae.
CGAUAUUCAUAGCAUACCAAACGCAACGCUGCCAGUCUCCCUUGUCUCGCCGUGAACGAGAAAAGGAGGAGUUUUUAGAAACAUUGGGUUAUAAGUAUUUGUAACAAACUUGUUGCUGAACCAGCUGCUGUUUUGGGCUUUGAUUGAGAUUAUGAUGCACAAAAGGAUAGGACAUAUGUUUGAUGUAGGAUUUCCAGCAAGACAUCGCAUAUAAGAAAACAUCAUAAGCUGUUUUCCCCUUUCUUCGAUGUUCGUCUUGUGCUGGUUGUUCUUUGGUAGAAAGUCUUCUUCUUCCUUUUUUAUCCCUGACACUAUCAAUGUUCAAGAAGCUUUUGUUAAAGCCCCAUGAGUCAUGACACAGGGGAUGAAUCAUGCAUUUGGAAAACUACCUGAUCAUCUCCUCAUAGAAGUCUUUUUAAGGAUACCAAUUUGUGAGUGGGCUCAAAUCUCAUGUGUCAGCAAGCAAUGGGCUUCUAUAUUCCGAGGCGAAAGCUUGUGGCAAACUGCCAUUGCCCGAACCUGGCCUUUUGCUAGUCAUAGGAAGCGUUGGCCGGGUCCUAUUCCCCGAGGCUCAUGUCGAAGGAGAUAUGCAGCUUUAUAUGCUAGUGAACACAUCAUUGCACCAGGUGUUGAAGCUGAUGAGCUCAUAGGCCAUGCUUUUCUAUUUCUGAAAGAACAACUUGAACGCUCAAUUUUGCCUCCUCCAUCUAGUAUUCUUCAUGGUACCAUAAUUGAUCAAUUCAUUGCCUGUGGUAAGUCAAAAGACAAUGCCCAUGAACUUGCUUCACAUAUCUGGCUAGCAGUUAUCAACAACUUGGAAGAAAACCAACGUACAUUUAUCCUACUUAAACGCCUCGCUCAAGAAGGAGAUUUCGUCCUUCCAUAUCCAUACUCGCGAUCGUAUAAAGUACUGUGGAGAGUGUUUGAUAAGUUGUUCACCGACUUCCGCGACUGCCUCAAUCGUGUGGACUACUCUGAAUUACUAUCAUGUGCAAAGUCUUUGUUCCAGCCGUUACCAUCUUCAUGGUUGGGCUACUAGACUAGAAAUUUUAAUUAACCAUGCUUUGUUGUGAUAUAUAUAUAUAUAUAUAUAUAUAUAUAUAUAUAUAUACCCAAUAUAAACUGAGACUGCAGGAAAUCAAUCGGCAGCUCCAAUUUUAGUAGCAGUGUCAUUUUUAUUGCUUGUGCCAAUUUGGGGCAAGACAUACUUUUGACCUCAAUGUGAUCGUCUUUGAUCAUGUAAAUAUAUUGGUUAUGUGUUAAUAAAAUGUGAAACAUUUACUCA